AUGGGGGAGCUCGUGCCCAUCACCAGCACAAGCGGCGUGCUGAUGGUGCCGGACCGGUCGCAGCAGCUGGCAGACUACGAGAAGCGCCUGAAGGAGGCCACUGAGCUGGAAGAAAAGCUCAAUAAAAUCCAGGAGGAGGUUCCUACUCGCAUUUAUAAUGUGUCUGGCAGCUGCGCAGGCGCAGGCAGCGGCGACUUCCAUUACUACCGGCAGGAGCCGUAUCAAAGCGACGGCGGCAGCGACGGCCGCGACAGCGGCUGCAGCAGGAGCGGCGGGAGCAGCGGCUACAGCGGCGGGGGCAGCGGCUGCAGCAGCAGCUGCAGCGGCGGCAGCAUGGGCGAGGGUGGCGGCCUCAGGACAACAGCAGCGGCGACAGGAUCCGCGGCAGCAACAGGGUCGGUUUCGAGCGGCUCCAGCGCACGCUUCUUCGCCCUUACACUGCUUAAACUCCGAUGCCCCGUGCAGAUUCGGCGGGCUGAGCAGGAUCGCCUGCGGCGCAUGGAGGCGGAAGAUAAGUUGAAAACGCAGACGCAGGAGUUUGAGGGGAAGCUGAAGCAGCGGCAAGAGGCGGCUGAGGCAAAGACGGCCAAGAACCGGAGCAAGCGGCAAAAGAAGAAGGACAAGAAGAAGGCUGCAAAACUGGUGAAGCACCAGGACGGGGACAAAGCCGACGGCGUCGGGGCGGGCGGCGGCAGCGGCAGCGAAUCCAGCGACGAGGGGCAGCCGGAGCUUGACUAG
This is a messenger RNA of Monoraphidium neglectum, 738 nucleotides long. RefSeq lists its product as hypothetical. Gene Ontology annotation, cellular component: nucleolus. The record is from RefSeq and is a predicted model, not a curated record. The transcript is spliced from 5 exons. Bases 1 to 738 code for a protein of 245 amino acids. Gene Ontology annotation, biological process: negative regulation of protein kinase activity. Gene Ontology annotation, molecular function: protein kinase inhibitor activity; protein kinase binding; double-stranded RNA binding. Lineage: Eukaryota; Viridiplantae; Chlorophyta; Chlorophyceae; Sphaeropleales; Selenastraceae.